AUGGACAGAGCUGCUCUUGGCCAGGAGACACACGAGCUCUUACCUGCUUUGCCCCAAGAAGCUCCAGGUUCCGUUGAAGAGUCCUCUGAACCACUAGCUCCAUCCAAAUUAGCGCCAAACCUCGACGCUGAACACCAUCAUACCGACAAGCACCCUGCUAUUACCGUCAAAUCAGUUGCCAAGAGCUCCGCAUCCUUUAAAGUCAAGAAAGAGGAAAAGGAGGAAAAGCGGAAGGCAUCAAAGGUUCUGGAAAGAGGUUGGACAAUCCUAAACCCGGCUUUCAGCCCUGAACAUUAUCGAAGAAGAAAUCUUGUUUCUGAUAACAAAAUGCACUCCUACAUCCAAUUCAUCACAACGCCUACGUCCGACACCCCUGGCACGGCUCUGUUCCUACACUUCGACGAUAAACGAUACAUCAUCGGAAAUGUGCAUGAAGGUCUACAACGAGCCAGUCUGCAGAUGGGAACGCGGGUGUCUAGUACUAAAGACAUAAUCCUCACUGGGAGGACGGAAUGGCAGUCGAACGGAGGUUUGCUGGGAAUGAUUUUGACCCUUGCGGAUGCCGCAAAGGCAAGCGCUCUAUCGAAGGCGGAAUCGGCCAGGUUGAAGCUCGAGAUUUAUAAGAGAAAGACAGAAGAGGAGGAAGAACGUCGAAGAAGGAAGAAGAAACUUGAUCCGAAGCCAGAUACCAGUCCAACUUGGGCGACCCCUACGCCGCCAAGCACUCAACUGGUGGAGGAAGACCCAACAUUGAGACUUCACGGCGGACCCAAUCUUACUCACACGCUCGCUACCGCCAGAUCAUUCAUCUUCAGAAAGGGCACGCCGAUCAAAGUUUUUGAACACAUUGGAGAGCAAGACGUAGUGAACGCUGCGGAGCGAGAUUGGAAACCCACCUGGUCCGACCGCAGAAUCCAAGUAUGGGCCAUGCCAAUUAUCCCGUCAAGUGUCUCCGAGAUCAAUGAGGGCCCAAAGCCAGAUUCGCCUCGGAAACGGAGCCUGGGUGAAUUCAUGACAGGGGAACGUCCUAGGGAAAAAGAGGCCUUGGACCAGUGGUCUGUCCACCCAAUACCGCCAGAGGGCCAGGAAGAACAGAAUCAACGGACUCGGGAAUUUGCUGUCUCACAGAUGUUCUCCUCGGCAUGGAGUAAUGACAACCUGAUUGAGAUGCCACUACGAGAAAUUAAGAUGCCGGCAGCGCUGCUCGUUCGAGACCGAGUGACGAAAGAGUUGACGAGGUAUGAAGGUCCAAAGCCUGAUGGUACCGCCCCUGUGCCAGACAUCAACGUGUUGGUCCGCCAAGCCUGGCCUGGGGCUCUGAUUGAUCAACUCCCUCCCACAAAACGGUCUUCGACCGCAAUGUCAUACAUUAUUCGAAACCAUAAAAUGAGGGGGAGAUUCAGGCCUGCUGCUGCUGAAGAAAGGAAUGUACCGCCAGGACCUUUAUGGGCAGCCCUCACGUCAGGCUCUUCGGUGCAGUCAAGCGAUGGUGUCACCGUCACACCCGACAUGGUCUUAGAACCCAGCAAAGAGGGAUCUGGCAUUGCGGUGGUCGACCUGCCAUCCAGAGAAUACGUCCAUGAUCUUGUCCACAGAGCAGAGUGGAGGGCUGAGAAGGUUAUGCGCGGUGUUGUGGCAGUGAUCUGGAUUCUCGGCCCAGGUGUCGUAGAAGACCAGACACUGCUCAAAUUCAUCGAGGGGCAUUCAGGAAUCCAGCAUAUUAUCUCAUCUCCUGAACAAUGCCCAGACUACCUUUCCAUGACUUCAGCAGCGUCCAUGGCCAUCCGGCACAACCAAAUCGACCCUGCACGAUAUGCCAUACCAGUGCAUAGCAAUGCUGUCCCACCAACGUCGAGCAAACCGUCCGAUGCUAAAGGGACGUCGGUCCAAGCGUUAUCCAAGUUUUGUCGACCCGCUAGGAGGGGUCUUAAAUUACAGCUUGAACCCAAAUUUAGUAUCUCAAAGGAAGCAGUGGUGCCUGUCCUCAACACAGCACUUGUUGUGCGGGAGACCUCUCAUUAUGCCCUUAAGCUAUCAAAGGUUGCCAGGCAAGAGAUCAGUUCGCCUGCGGUUCAGGCGGAAACACUCAGUCAGAACCUCCCUAGCCCCGAUGCUGAGAUCACAUGCUUGGGUACUGGCUCAGCAUUGCCGUCUCAGCAUCGCAAUGUCUCUGCCACUCUCUUACGAGUGCCUGGCUGCGGAUCGUAUUUGAUGGAUUGUGGCGAGAACACGCUUGGACAGCUGAAACGGAUGUACACAGCGCCUCAACUCGCGGAGCUCUUACGGGAUCUUAAGCUUAUAUGGAUCAGCCAUCUACAUGCUGACCAUCAUCUUGGGUUGACUUCUGUAAUCAAGGCUUGGUACGAAGAAGUCCAUGGCAAGGACGAGGUGAAGCGCCGAAGGCCAACGAUAAUGGAAAUGCUAAAUCCAGCCAAGCUUCUGGAGGACGGCAAGCGGCUUUUUGUUGUUGGACACGAAAAUAUGAAGAGAUGGUUGGAAGAAUACUCGUCUGUCGAAGAUUUUGGAUAUGACCAACUUGUGCCGCUGGUCUCGUAUCCCAUCAACACCCGAGCUAUCGAUAUUUGCAGCCUUGAGUGGAAUGGCACCGAUGUUGGAUUCCAGGUCUCGAAAGACCCCAAGGUUAAAUCCGCUAUUCGCAGAGCUACUGGCCUCUCCAAUCUGGUCAGUUGUGGCGUCUCCCACUGUUACGGCUCCCAGGCCGUCUCCCUCACCUUCCCAACUGGCUUCAAGUUCUCCUACAGCGGCGAUUGCCGUCCCUCAAGAGCUUUUACGGAGAUUGGAAAGCACUCUACUGUCCUUUUGCACGAAGCAACCUUCGAUGACGAGCUCAAAAGCGAUGCGAUAGCCAAGAAGCAUAGUACCGCCAGCGAGGCCAUCGGCGUUGGCGUUGCGAUGGGAGCGCGGAGAGUGAUUUUGACCCAUUUCAGUCAGCGGUAUCAGAAUAUUCCCAGUAUCAGUAGUCUGGACACUCGUAUUGUCAAGUUGGAAGAUGCAGAAGAUGUCGAGGAUCCGUCGGCGGGUAUGGAUCAGCCCGUUGAGGAGUCAAGCCACCCAGUCAGACCCCAAGCUACGAUCGACAACAUCUUAGACAGUUUAGAUGAGAAACCAUCACAAGCUCAUACCGAGCCUCAACCGCAAACACAGGAACCCCCACACCCCAGUGCACUAGGUCUGCGGUCAGCAUCCGCCCCCAACGCCCUGGCCCAAAUAACUGCCUCGAACAUCAAUCCCACUCCGCGCCAACAACUCAACGACAUGAAAACCUGUGUCGCAUUCGACUACAUGCGUGUCAAAGUUGGGGAUAUAAUACAUCUCGAAAAAUUUACACCUGCACUGCGGGAACUGUAUAAAGGGAUCGUAGAGGAAGAGAAGGAUAGUAGAGCUGCGAAAGAAGCUUUUUCAGACGACGAGAAUGAUGUGCUUAAGAAAGAGCAAUCAGGUAAAGGGGGUAACACGGAGAAGAGGACAAAGGAGGAGAAGGCGGAGAAGGCGAGAAAGGGUCAGAUUAAGGCUGCGACGAAGAAGCAGGAAAACAAGGCGAGAUGGGAGAAGGAGAAGAGGGAGAAGGAAGAAAAGAGCAAGGGUGGGGAGGACGCGAUGGAGGGAGUGGAGAUGACGGAGCCGGCGGUGGAGAAGAUGAGAGCUGUACAAUAA
This is a messenger RNA of Letharia lupina, 3675 nucleotides long. RefSeq lists its product as uncharacterized. The record is from RefSeq and is a predicted model, not a curated record. The transcript has 2 exons. NCBI's taxonomy places the organism in Eukaryota, Fungi, Ascomycota, Lecanoromycetes, Lecanorales, Parmeliaceae. Gene Ontology annotation, biological process: mitochondrial tRNA 3'-end processing. Gene Ontology annotation, cellular component: mitochondrion. Gene Ontology annotation, molecular function: 3'-tRNA processing endoribonuclease activity. The coding region runs from base 1 to 3675 and encodes 1224 amino acids.